This is a messenger RNA of Cebus imitator (Panamanian white-faced capuchin), 1572 nucleotides long. RefSeq names its product oligosaccharyltransferase complex subunit ostc-like. The record is from RefSeq and is a predicted model, not a curated record. Gene Ontology annotation, cellular component: oligosaccharyltransferase complex. Bases 665 to 1003 code for a protein of 112 amino acids. NCBI's taxonomy places the organism in Eukaryota, Metazoa, Chordata, Mammalia, Primates, Cebidae. The transcript has a single exon.
AGCUCCUGCACUUUGUGUAUGGGGAGAGUGCAGAGCUGCUGCCUGAGGAGCUAGGACCCCUUGAUGAGGCGGCCAGGGCCUUGGGGAUACAGUCCCUGGAAGGAGCAUGAGGAAGGGCUCGAGGAGACAGGGCUAAAGAGCCAGAUCCAGGCCUGUCCCAGCCUGGCCUCCAUGCAAGUGCACAUGCGCGGCCACUCGCCCAGCCAACUCCCGCCCGGAUGCACCAUCCGCUUCACCUUCCUCUACUCCUCGAGACCGUCCUGGCCCUCGACCUCUCUCUGUUGUCCCCCUUCCUCCAUCACCUGUCGGGGUGUUGGUAGCGUCUUAGCCAAGAGUCCAAUUAAAGAAUGAAAAGCCUGCCGGCUAGGCUUCUGACCUGGCACCGCUGCUACAGCGGCCUAGCAAAUUCCGCCCCAGAAAGGGCUCCGAGUGCCCUCUCCCCGACGAUCGUGGGUUGCAGAAGCCCAGGCCAGCAAGCUGUACAGGGUAAGGGCACUGAAGUGUGCAGGAGCGAAGGUUAACCGUAGGAUUGUCGAUCGCAUCAGCAUAAUAAAGAGUUUCCUGUGUUCUCCCUUCAAAAAAAAAAAAAAAUAUUGGCAGACCGGGCGCAGUGGCUCACGGCUGUAAUUCCAGCAUCUUGAGACGACUGAGGCAGGCAGAUCAUAUGAGGUCUUACUUCCUCAUCACCAAAGGAAUAAUUUAUGGUGUUAUUGUUGAACUGCCAAGUGUUGGCUCUAUGACUGAUGAACAUGGGCAUCAGAGGCCAGUAGCUUUCCUGGCCUACAGAGUAAAUGGACAAUAUAUUAUGGAAGGACUUGCAUCCAGCUUCCUGUUUACAAUGGGAGGUUUAGGUUUCAUAAUCCUGGACCGAUCGAAUGCACCAAAUAUCCCCAAACUCAAUAGAUUUCUUCUUCUAUUCAUUGGAUUCGUCUGUGUUCUAUUGAGUUUUUUCAUGGCUAGAGUAUUCAUGAGAAUGAAACUGCCGGGCUAUCUGAUGGGUUAGAGUGCCUUUGAGAAGAAAUCAGUGGAUACUGGAUUUGCUCCUGUCAAGGAAGUUUAAAGGCUGUACCAAUCCUCUAAUGUGAAAUGUGGAAAAGAAUGAAGAGCAGCAGUAAAAGAAAUAUCUAGUGAAAAAGUAGGAAGUAUAUUGAAACUUGGACUAGAAUUUCUUUCUUGGUUUAAAGAGACAAGCUGAUCACAAUAUUUUUUUUUUCCUGCUGACCUACUGCUAUACCAAUGACGUUGAGUGGCAUUUUAUUCUUAGUUUUUCAUUUCUUAAAGAAAAUAUAUUCCAUAUCUACAACUAUAAUACCAAAUAAAGUGAUUAUUUUUUACAACUCCCUUAACAUUUUUUGGAAAUGACAUUCUGAUUUUCAGAAAUUAACAUAAAAUCAAGAGGCAAGAUUCCAUAAGCUGAGAACUCUGGACAGCUGAUCAGCUUUACCUAUGGUGCUUUGCCUUUAACUAGAGUGUGUGAUGGUAGAUUAUUUCAGAUAUGUUUGUAAGACUGUUUCCUGAACAAUAAGACGUAUGAAAGGGGCAGAAAUAAAUACUUUUUCUAAUUAAAAAAAA